AUGCUGUCUACUGUUAUGGCCCAGAGCCCUUGGCACAUCUUCGCCGUCGGUAUCGUGAUCGUGCUAAUUGGCGCGCGUGUGCGACGAUACUUGGAGAUUCACACGUUCAAGAAGACUCACGGAUGUGAGCCUCCUGUCCGCGCUCCUCAAAAGGAGCGCAUCAUUGGGUGGACCGCAUACCAGCAUCUUCAAAAGACGAGGCGGGAACAUAUCAGCUUGGAACAGACAUUUCGUAGAGCCAUGGAUAUCGGUCGCACGAACACGGCUGUGGUAAUGGGUCAAGAGAUUAUCUCCACCUGCGAUCCGGAAAAUAUCAAGACCGUUCUGGCGACGAAUUUCAAGGAUUAUGGCAUUGGUCCUAGGAUGCAUGCCAUGGGACCUUUGCUGGGAGAAGGUAUUUUCACUACGGACGACGAGCGGUGGCAGCAUUCGAGGGCUUUAAUUCGACCUAGUUUCACACGUACGCAGGUUGCCGAUCUCAGCAGCCUUGAAACACACGUUCAGGCUCUCAUCUCAUGUGUGCCUGCUCAAGAUGGAACAACGAUCGAUUUACAGCCCUUGUUCUUCAACUUGACUAUCGAUAGUGCCACAGACUUCCUGCUAGGCCAGUCGGUUAGUUGUCAGGGAAGCGCUGUCGGCUCACCCGCAUGGGAAUUUUCUGAAGCCUUCGACCACGCCGAGCAAGUGCUCCACAAGCGUGGUGAAUUGGGCGCCUUAGCAUGGCUGAUCCGUGACAAAAAAUUCGAACCCGCCUGUAAGGUUGUUCACGAGUUCACCGACAAAUACAUUCGCGAGGCACUGAAGGGCGACACCAAGGCAGGCCGAUACAACCUUUUGGCGGAGUUGGCAGGUGCCUGUAGUGAUCCCAUCCAAAUUCGAAAUGAGCUCCUGAACGUUCUCCUAGCCGCCAGAGAUACCACAGCUGGCCUGCUUAGCAGCGUAUUCUAUCUCCUGGCCCGCAACCCAGAUGCAUGGGACAAACUUAGUCAAGAGGUAGGCGAACUGGACGGCAAAGCCCCCGAUUACAAAUUCCUGAAGGAGAUGCCUUAUCUAAAGAGCGUCUUGAAUGAGACACUUCGUGUCCUCCCGCCGGUCCCAAUUAACAUGCGCUUCGCACGCAAUGAUACCGUCCUCCCCCAUGGCGGCGGUCCAGAUGGACUGUCUCCAAUGUUUGUUGGCAGAGGAAGCCGAGUAUUCUACUCAAUUUGGGCCAUGCACCGGCUUCCAGAGAUAUGGGGCGAUGACGCCGAAUCGUUCCGCCCUGAGCGCUGGAUGGAUGACAAGGUCCCUUUGCGUCCCGGAUGGGGUUUCCUGCCAUUUAACGGAGGACCGAGACUUUGCCUCGGACAGCAAAACGCCCUUGUUGAGGCUAGUUACACUGUUGUCCGGUUGUUGCAGGUGUUUGGUCGCAUGGAGCCUCGGGAUCCCAUGCCUUGGCAGGAGAAAUUGGCAGUUACAAUGAGCAGCUUGAAUGGUACCAAAGUUGCUCUUUGGAAGAGAAAAUAG
Messenger RNA from Penicillium odoratum, 1506 nucleotides. Its product is annotated as cytochrome P450. Gene Ontology annotation, molecular function: iron ion binding; heme binding; oxidoreductase activity, acting on paired donors, with incorporation or reduction of molecular oxygen, reduced flavin or flavoprotein as one donor, and incorporation of one atom of oxygen. Bases 1 to 1506 code for a protein of 501 amino acids. The record is from RefSeq and is a predicted model, not a curated record. The transcript is spliced from 4 exons. Lineage: Eukaryota; Fungi; Ascomycota; Eurotiomycetes; Eurotiales; Aspergillaceae.